AUGAUGGAGGCCAGUCGAGGUGCCGGCCUGGGGGUCAGCAUGCCCGCAAGGGUGCACUCCCCGUGGCCGCGCAACUACCAGCAGCCGACGCGCGCGACGACGCCGAUGCCCGGCUACGUCAACAGCAGUUCCAACUUUACCACCACGCUCACCGGCUCCAGCAGCAGCCACACGCGGCGGCUUUCCCUAGGGACGUGGUCGACGCACAAGAGCAUCAAGUACGGAAGAGGCAAGUACGCCGACGUCGAGCUCAUGCCUCAACCGAGCGACGAUUCUGACGAUCCUUUGAACUGGCCCCGAUGGAGAAAGGACCUCAACCUCGCUGCUCUGCUCUCCGUGGUCGGCCUCGUCGGCGCCAUGAAGACCGUCUUCCUCACCACCAACGCCAUGGCCGCCGAGCACUACCGCACAUCCUACGUGGCCGUCGCCGCCCUCACCGGCGUGCCCCUCGUGCUCUCCUCCGCGACCGGCGCGACCGCCUGCGUCGUCGCCCGCAUCUGGGGCCGGCGCCCCGUCUACCUGCUCGCCACCACGCUGCUCUUUGUCGGAUCGAUAUGGAACGCGACGGCCGGCGACAGCUUCGGCUCCUGCAUGGGCGCGCGCGCCGUGCAGGGGCUCGGAUGGGGCGUCUUUGACACGCUGGUCAUGACGUCCAUACAGGACACCUACUUUGAGCACCAGCGCAACCUUCGCGUGACGCUCUACAACAUCCUCAACAUUGCCGCCACAUGGGGCUCGCCUCUCGCCGGCGGCGCCGUCGCCUCGGCGCACACGACCAACAUGGUGUACCAGUUCCGCGUCAUCAGCGGGCUCUUCCUGCUCGCCAUCCCGCUUGUGUGCCUCGCGGCGCCCGAGACGGCCUUUGACCGCUCGCAGGCGGCCGCCGCCCCAACGCCCGUCUCGGGCUUCACGCUCUCGCGCCGCUGGCAGCCGUGGCGCGUCAAGCACCGCCUCACCCGGUCGCGCAUCCUGGGCUACCUCCACGACAUGCGGCCCGUCUCCUUCCGCGGGCACGUCACCCGCAACAUCCUGCUGCAGGUCCCGCGCGCCCUCGUCGCGCCCACCACCGCCCUCGUCUUCCUACUCAGCUGCAUCCCCGUCUCCGCGCUCUGGGGCCUCUCCGCCUCGCUGUCUCUCCUGCUCGAGCCCAAGCCCGUGGGGGCAUCGCCGGCCGCGCUCGGCUCCAUCAUGACGGGGCCCUGGGUCGUCCCGACGGUCAUUGUCGGCUCACUCGCGCUGUACCGCGGCGUGCAUCUGCAGUUCACCCAGCUCGCCAACUGCCUCGUCGUGUGCGGCGGGUCGUCGCUCGCGCUCAUCGGCAUCUUCUCCUUUGGUCUCGGCGUCAACAACUUCAUGGCCGGCCCCCCUGCAUCAUCACACUCCUCAUCCUCCCCCUCCUCGCUCUUCUCCGCUGACGGCGCCAGCCAGCUGAGCUUCGCCCUCAUUUCGUUUCAGCUCGCCAUCCUCGCAGCGGGCACCGCCGUCCUCGACGCGGCUACCCGCCCGAGUCUUGCCCGCUCCGCCUCCUUCACCUCCUCCAACAUGACCAUUGCGCUCCGCAGCAUCGGCGACAUGCAUACCGGCGUCAUUGUUCUCCGCAACCUCGCCGCAGGCAUCUUCGCCAUGGCCAUCCCCGUCGCUGUCGCGCACCCGGGUGGUCUGAAGGCUGUCGCCCUCGGCCUAGGCAUCACCCAAAUCUUCAUCUCUGGCGUCAUUGUCGCGCUGCGCUGCUACUUUGAUGAGUCCAUCUGGCGUGCCGACGGCAAAGUCAUGGGCUUGGUUGACCUGAGCAGCUUGAAGCUCUCAGUCAGCUUUUUUGACACCGACUAA
Akanthomyces muscarius is the source of this 1830-nucleotide messenger RNA. RefSeq lists its product as uncharacterized. NCBI's taxonomy places the organism in Eukaryota, Fungi, Ascomycota, Sordariomycetes, Hypocreales, Cordycipitaceae. Bases 1 to 1830 code for a protein of 609 amino acids. Gene Ontology annotation, biological process: transmembrane transport. The record is from RefSeq and is a predicted model, not a curated record. Gene Ontology annotation, molecular function: transmembrane transporter activity. The transcript has 3 exons.